UCUGUAGCAAUGAGGAGAGGUCCUGGAAAGUUUGGCAAUGAUUUAAGAAGAAACUCACCUUUCAAAAGGCACCACUAAUUGAGGGGGUAUCUUGGAGCUGCAUGUUCAGAGAGUUUAACCCCCGUUCCCGCCCCGUCCAGCUGCAGGUGGAAAUCAGGCGGCUGCAGGUGGCUCACACUGGGGACAACUGAGGCACUGAACCUAGGAAACCAGCGGGCUGAUCAAACCGGUCCCUCUGCAGGCAGGGUAAAGCUGCCUAUGGCCUGAGCCUUCAGCGUCGGCGGGUUAGAUGAUUGAGAAACAGGCGCCCUCUAGUGGCGCUAGCUCCUCCCUGCAGCGCACAAAAAAAAAAAAGUUCAGGAGGAUGGGAAGUUUGGGAAAGUUGGAAGUUGCUGUAAGUUUUUGCCUCCUCGCUGCGUGUGUGUGUGUCUGUGAUAUUGACAUGCAGAUCAGUACCCGCCUUCCUGUGCCUGUUCAAAUAGCCGUCCCCAGCUCCAUCCUCACCAGCGAGGCUCCAAGCCCCCCUCCUGAAAAGCUCCUUUUGCUCUCCCACCUCCUUUCCCCAGCGCCGAAGAACUGCGCCGGCCAGCUCAGAAGUGGCUCCUCCGAUCUGCAAACAGAGCAUGGCGGAGGCUGGGGCUCCGCCGCAAAGCCGGGCUCAUCCUCGGAGCAGCCUUUCCCCGUCUGACAAGCCCUGAGCAGAGAGGGGGGCUCCAGGCGCCGGCUCCUGCUUUGCACUUGUCGCCUGCGGACGGGACGGACGAAGUUUGUCUGAAUAACCAGACCAGGGGAAAGACGGGGCGCGCGGGGGGGGGGGAGGCCAUUGAGACCCAGAAGAGCCACCGGGGACGGCUCAGCUGGGGAGAGGCAGGAUGCAACCCAACCUGGCGCUGCUCUACUUCAUCUUCGGGGGGAUCCUGCCAGGCGCGACACCCAGGAGGAAGCAGAUGGACCCCGGGCCAUGUGAGCUGCCCCGAUCGCAGGGAGAGCUAAACUCCUUCUUGUGGACCAUUCGCCGGGACCCCCCGGCCUACCUGUUUGGUACCAUCCACGUGCCCUACACGCGGGUGUGGGACUUCAUCCCCGAGAACUCCAAGGCAGCGUUCCAGGCCAGCUCCAGCGUUUACUUCGAACUGGACCUCACUGAUCCCUACACCAUCUCAGGCCUGGCCAGCUGCCAGCUGCUGCCCCACGGUGAGAACCUGCAGGACGUGCUGCCCCGGGAACUCUACCGCCGUCUCAAGCGGCACCUGGAGUAUGUCAAGCUGAUGCUGCCACACUGGAUGACCCCAGACCAGCGGGGCAAGGGGCUGUAUGCCGACUACCUCUUCAACGCCAUUGCUGGCAACUGGGAGCGCAAAAGGCCCGUCUGGGUGAUGCUGAUGGUCAACUCCCUGACUGAGACGGACAUCCGCUCCCGAGGGGUGCCGGUGUUAGACCUCUACCUGGCCCAGGAGGCUGAGCGGAUGAAGAAGAGGACAGGAGCUGUGGAGAGGGUGGAAGAGCAGUGCCACCCACUGAAUGGGCUCAACUUCUCCCAGGUGCUGUUUGCUUUGAACCAAACCUUGCUACAACAUGAAAGUCUACGAGCAGGCAGCUUGCAGGCUCCAUACACUACUGAAGAUCUCAUCAAGCAUUAUAACUGUGGAGACCUGAAUGCUGUCAUAUUCAAUCAUGAUACUUCCCAGCUCCCUAACUUCAUCAACACAACGCUCCCGCCACAUGAGCAAGUGACGGCUCAGGAGAUAGACAGCUACUUCCGACAGGAGCUCAUUUACAAGAGGAACGAGAGGAUGGGGAAAAGAGUGAUGGCCCUUUUAAAGCAGAACACAGACAAGAGCUUCUUCUUUGCCUUUGGAGCAGGUCACUUCCUGGGUAACAAUACUGUGAUUGAUGUGCUGAGACAAGCAGGCUUUGAAGUGGAGCAUACACCUGCUGGACAACCAAUUGGAAACUCAAGGACAAAGAACGCAAGCCCUUCUUUGGGAGGGUCCUCAGGAACAGCUGCAUCUGCUGUCCAUAUUUUUGAGCCUGUACCAGUGUCUUCUCCCUCUUCGAUUCCUCUUCAGUCAGAUGAAGAAGACAGCCUUCCACCUCACCUCCUGCUACCAGAUAGCAUCAGCCAGCUGGAAGAGUUUGGCCGUCAGAAGAAAUGGCAUAAGAAGCAGCACAAACACCAUCGCCAAAGGCAAUUCAAUGACCUGUGGGUUCGAAUAGAAGACAGCAUGACCACGCUACCUUCCCACAUCAGGAUAACCAAUGGCUACAUCACAGUCAAUCCUCCCAUUUGGUUUUCAAACCAACUGGAUCAGAGACCACGUUCAGAUCUCCCGUUCCACCAUCAGCCAAAAAGCUCAGCUGCUGGCCGGGUAUUGGCACCAUCCAUAACUGCUUCUUUCUAUGUGGCAAUAGUGUCUUUUCUCCUGAGUCUAUUGAGGCCUUCCUGACCAACCUAGGAUUAUGUGCAAUACCUAAAAUGGAGAACAGAGAUAAUUUAUGAAUGAGUGUGUGGUUUUCUCCAUAACGGUUUCAACCUGGACCUUCUCACCGAGGAGAAAUGGUAGCGCCUCUAGCUGGUUUUGUCUCUUAGCCCAGAUAUAUUUUGAAACUCUAAAGCUUUAUUGUAGCACUGACUUACAUCUUCUUUUUUGUAGAAGGAUCUUUAUUUCCCAUAGUGCUAUGGGGCUUUGUAAAAUAUAUGUGUUCAUAUAUAUAAAAAAAAGAAAAGAAAAAGUGUAUUUAUUCAGCUGGUAAACUUAUUUUUCUUGGUAUUGGAUAUGUUAAUAACAUCCCCAUUAAACAGUAGUGAUGAUGAAACAGAUAAAUUAAUAUUUUCUAGAUUUGUUUUUUUAACCACCGAAUCUGAAAUGACACCCAAAUUUUUGGUCAUUAAAAUAUUACACUAGCUCUCCCAUAGGCAAAUUUAUGCUGAUCACUGAGAUUAGUGGGGGGGGGGUAUAUCCAUUUAUCAUAAUUUAGACAUAUUUUAGACAAUUCAUGCUGUCUGUGGCCUUGGUGUCACUAGGGAAAAGGACAUGUUCUUAACUCAAGUUAGGGAACCCAAGGUAAAAUCCUCUUGAAGAAAAGACCGUUCGUGGUUUUCACAUGAGUUGGCAAGUCAAGAUAAACCCUGAGCUUCCCCCACUGCCUUUAACUCAACCUGUAAGAAAGUGCAGACUGUAUUGUCUUCACUAGAAUUAACAAACUAAUACAUCAUGAUAGCUAACUUCAGUCAAGAACUCACCUUUUUCCUAGUGAAAACGCAUGGCAUCAGUCUGGAGUAACUCUGCGGAGAUGGUUUUUCCUCUCACACCCUUUUUGCAUGAAUGUGACUCCUCACUGGAUUUACUCCAGAUUUACAAAAGUGCUAAUGAGAGCAGAAUUUGCCCUACUUAUGGGUUUUAAAUGUUUAAUAGCAUGCUAGUCUAUAAAACUUCUCAGCUGUGGCCACGCUUCACCUAGAGUAAGUUGGGGAUGCAGAAGCAUCGUAAAGUUCGCUUUUGUAGCCACGAUCCUGCUGCUGUGAUAUGUGUGGCUGCUUUCUCUGUAAUGUUCUGGCCUGAUCCAAAACCUGUUCAAAUCAAUGAAAAGACCCCCACUGAUGUCAGUGCGUCUUGGAUUUGGUCCUUUCAAUGGGUUUUGGAUUAGGUUCUUAGAAGAGCAUGAAGACAAAGGGCCAGAUUCACAGCUGGUCUAGAUCAUGGCAGCUCCACUGACUUAAACAGAGCUGUGCCCAUUGACACCAGUUGCGAUUUUGGACCAUUAUCUAUGUAACUAGUUUUGAGCUUGGCAGUGGUGGAAAAAGUACAUCUCUUGUUCAUAAUUCCAAUCACACUUUGAAAGACAACGCUAGAGAAAAAAAGAGAUGGACAUAUGAAACUUUGCCCAGGCAUUGUCCUCAAAGAGAACGAGUCUUUUGCCAGAAGAUAGCUGGGUUAAUAGACCUGGUCGAAAUGUUUUCAUCAAAACAGUUUUUAAUGAAAAAACAAAAUGAUCAAAAUGAAAUAUGUUUGCAGAAAAUUGGAUUAUUUUUUAGAAGAAUGGUGCAAACCUAGGCAGGUCCACGGUUUGCUGAACUAGGUCUAUUUUUCCAGGGGCAAGCACAUAAGGCUUCAAGUGAAAUGGAAGACAUCGAGCUUUGCCCCCAGGGACAGCUUCAAGGACAUCGCAUGCAUACUAUUCCAUUGUAUAUUUUGGUGUGUGAACGAUUAGAGAUGUUGGUUUUGGAAGGAAGCCAUUCCCCUUGCAUGAUAUUUAUUGCACUGGGCCGUAUAUUGCAAGCGUGUUUUAGGAACUUCCGUUACAGCUUUAUUUGAGCGGUUACACUGUUGAGGACUUCAUUUGAAUAUAAUGUCUUAAAAGGCCUUGAAAUUCAACCUUAACGCACCUAAACCAGGGACGCUCAAUGGCUGUAUUCUAGACAAUGACUGGACCAUCUGAACUGAGAACUGUGAACUCAUUUAAGAAUAAAUUAUCCCACAGUAAAUGAACCCACAGAUAAUGCAGGUUUUCUUGGUGUGAUGCUACAGUACAGAGGAAGUUUAUUAUUACUUGAAUAUGGUAGCAUAGCACCCAAAGACUCCAGUUGAGAUGGUGGCCCUAUUAUUCUAGGCUCUGUACAAACACACAGUGAGUGACAAUCCCUGCCCCCAAAAAUGUACAGUCUAAGUCAGGGGUGGGCAAACUAUGGCC
Messenger RNA from Dermochelys coriacea (leatherback sea turtle), 4692 nucleotides. RefSeq names its product TraB domain containing 2B (gene TRABD2B). Lineage: Eukaryota; Metazoa; Chordata; Testudines; Dermochelyidae. Bases 873 to 2447 code for a protein of 524 amino acids. The transcript has 7 exons. Gene Ontology annotation, biological process: negative regulation of Wnt signaling pathway. The record is from RefSeq and is a predicted model, not a curated record. Gene Ontology annotation, molecular function: metalloendopeptidase activity; Wnt-protein binding. Gene Ontology annotation, cellular component: organelle membrane.